Molecule: messenger RNA, 4484 nt
Organism: Teleopsis dalmanni
Lineage: Eukaryota; Metazoa; Arthropoda; Insecta; Diptera; Diopsidae
Gene: Sap130
Product: mucin-3A
Exons: 10
Coding region: 311-4357 (1348 amino acids)
Biological process (GO): negative regulation of transcription by RNA polymerase II
Cellular component (GO): Sin3-type complex
Source: RefSeq, a predicted model, not a curated record
UAUAUAUAUGCUACAAAACACAUACCGUACAAAUAGUUUUGUUGGUGUGGCAACUCUAAAACGUCUUGCAGCCUUCCAUAUUCCAAUAAGUGUACGGGAAAUCUUUUCCAACUGCGACAUAUACACAUUCUAUUCGCUUAAGGUGGUUAUGUAUUAUCAAUAUUUUAUUGAUGGGAUAAUUUAAAUUACUUAUCUGCAGUUUUUGCAAUUAAAAGUAAUCAAAAUAUAGCAAUUAAAAUAUUAAUUUAAAGUUGCGAAGUGAAAGAAGUACAUAAACAGUGUUUUAUAACAACUCACAAUUGCUAAUAAAAUGAGCACUAAUGAUCCCAAUAUUGGGCCAGGUGGACCGGGCAUCGGUGUGACUGGGAACACUGGUGGAGUAAGUGGGGUUUCUACGGCUGCAGCAGAACCUUUUAAAAUUAUUAAAAAUCAAGUUAUACAACAGCAAACACAACAAAAUUCACAAAUACCACCAAGAAUAAAUACACAUAAUUACCCGGCUAGCCCUGUGCACAAAACCUAUUUACCAUUUCAGUCACAAAUACAGUUAAAAAAUUUUCAAAAUUCCUUCAAUUCAGUUGCAGCCAAGUUGACGCACGUCAAAACCGCCGCUAUUGAUUCAGGAAGUGGCACUCUCGUAAGUGGAAUAACUAUAGGUGGCGUUUCUGGUGGAGGUAGCGGUAUGUUGGCCAGUGGCGUGUCAUCCGCAGGUGCUAUAAAAGUAGCCCCAGCGGGAACAGUUAAUAGCUCUAUUGUUACCCCGAUUGGGAUGAAUGCUUCACAAUCGACUACUGCAAUUCGAGCAAUUGGAACUGGUGGCCAAUCAACACAAGUACGUGUUGUUAUGCCAAGCGCUAUUAUGCCGCCGACUAUGAUUAAACAGUUUGAAAGUGUCGCUACUGGCCGUACACAAAUAACAGCAAUACCCGCAGCUGCUGCUCGUAAUGCCGCUAAUACGUCAAUAACUGUGACACGUCCUGGUACACAGACUACAUAUUUGCCACGUGCUGGAGUGAGUGCUACACAAAUCACUGGAAUGGGUGUUACUACGGGACAACGUGUGAUUACCCCAAUAAGAACUGCUCCAGUUGCAGGAGCUACAGUUACUGGUUUGACUGCUGCCGGUAAUUUUGUACGUGGCACUGCUGUAAGCAAGAAUUCAUCCCCGGCAACAACAGUUAUAUCUCCAGCUACAAGCACAACUUGGAUGGCAGCCAAUAACUCUGGACAAGUACAACUUAUAAGAGCCAUUCCACAUCAGCCAAGACAACGUAUAAUCACCACGCAAGGUAUAAAUAAUGCCGCGGUCGGAACUGGAGUUUCGGGAAGUAAUACUUUAGUAGCAAGCUCUGCUACUGUGGCUCCAACAAGUGUUGGUCAAAUACAAGGUCAGCAGAAUCAAAGUGUGGCAACGAAUAUACAAACUGUGCAGCCACAACCAGUACCCCACAGUCAGCAGCAACAAACUUAUGUAGCUACUUUAGCAACAGUGCUACCAUCACGUCAACAUCAGGCUACAUUGGUUUAUUCUUCUUCACAGCCGCUGUCGCAGCCUCAGGCAUACAGUCAGUCUGUGGCUACUGGCCAACGAUUCGCAGUUGCUAGCAGUUUGGCUAAUGCGGCCACAGGACAACGCCAAGUCCGACCUAUACCGCUCGGAAAAUCCUUUUCUACAACAAAACUAAAUACUACAAGCAUAAGUAUACGUCCACCGUCAUUACCGCAAUUGGCGCCAUCGAUUGGAACUGCUGUUUCUAAUACCAAUGUAUCAACAGCGGCCAUGGCUUCCAACUCACCACGCAGUACAACAGUUGCUGGUGUGUUGGCCUCCACCGCAACUGUUAUUCCUACAACUAACUUGUCAUCUACUCGUAUAAUACAAUUGCAACAACAAAGCGCACAACAGUUACUUGGGCCUGCUGGACGCUUAACUGGCAACGUAAUGCUGCAACCAAUUAUAGUAAAUGCUUCUAAUAAUAAAAUUGCAGGAAUAAGACCAUCUGUGACAAUGGCUGCCAAAUCUCAACCAUCUCUGACUAUUACUCAACUAGGAAUAGGAAAGUUACCCGGAGCAGUCUCUGCCAAUAAUGUAGGACCACAAAACAUAACAGCCAAUAUACAGACAAUUGUCAAUAACGGUGGUGCUUCUCCGUCGACAACUACCUCGAAUGUGAGUGUUCCUAACCUGUCGUCAUCAGCGAACACACAACUGGUAAAUGUGUCACAGGCACAAAUAUUGACUACACAAAACAUAUGCUCAUCAGCACCAACGGUUGUGCCACUUGCAAUUACACGAACACAAACUGCUGGAGGAAUUAUUUCAGGUACUAUACCGAUUAAAAACGCCAAUACCGUAACUGUGGGAAAAGUAAUGACACAAGCUCAAGUAAAUGCUGCAAAUAACGAUGCCAACUUGCCAGCUAGCGUAACGACUUGGCAUGCCGCCGCUGCUUCUGCGCGACCGCACAGUGGCAGUAAUACUGGAGUGCCUGCUUCGUCCACAACUCCCACAUCCAGUAUCAUGACUGCAACAAAUGCAAUGCUGUCGUCUACAGUUGCAUCUGGUACCAGCACGUUUUUACCACCUGGUAGUACCAUAUACUAUGAGUCAGUCCCUGCAAACUCAGUACAAGUAUCGACCGGGGUUCUUUCUCUCACCACCACAACUGUGACCAGCAGCACUGUAUCACAUACAUCAGUAGGCAGCACACAAAGUACUUUACCAAUUUCUUCGAUUCCUUUUGUGUCCAAUUCAGCAAACUCAACAGCUACGUUUACAGUUGUGCCGUCAAAUGCACGCAACUUGAGCCAGCUUCAAAUACCAGUUUCCAGCACAACGGGUUCUAUGCAAUCAAUGCCAGUACGUUUUAACGCACAAUUAUCAGCAAGCUCCGUGGGCCAUGCCGCUACAGAAGCAAUCACAGUUUCUCAGCCAACUACUCAAUUAGUGCAGGGUGCUGCUGUGAAUACUGGACAACAAAUCAUAAUACCAGCCCCACAUGCAGUACAAACUUCUGGACCCAUAACAGGACAAGCACCGCAACAUAUGGUUAUACCAUUGCCAACUUCUAUUAAAGUAACAUCUGGUGUAAAUACUGGUGGUACGGUUGUAUCUAACUUUUUACGCAAACGAGAAGCUGAUGGUUCUCCCAUUCGCGCUGCUAAAAAUCUUGGACCAACUCUGCUUUCAAUGAGUUCUAAUGCUACGACAUUGAAUUCACCGAUUGUACCUUCGGUGGGAAAUUCCUUAAACGUUUCAGUUGCGACUACAUCUUCAAAUACGACUCCGUUGACUGUGGAAGCUUUAGCUAAAAAAGAAGGAAGUAAUGUGCGAGUUAAUCGUGCUGAUUCGCCAGCAUCGUCUGAUGGUUCUACUACAGUAUCAGCCAAUUCUUCUCCUGGUGUAGAACAGCAAAUGGCAGAUGUUAACAUAAUACUUAACCCAACAUCUGUUGCCAAUGACUCGACUCAUUUCAAUCCCAUUAAUGAUUUGUAUCCUAACCAUCACUCCGUUGUAAAUCAGAGCAAUGCCGGAAGCACACCAGUUAGUUCGCGAAAUUCGUCAGUAGAUCAACAACAGAAUUAUGCGCCAUCACAGAGAACAAAUGGAAAUGUUCUUGAUCAUCCACGCAAAAAGUUGCGACGCUCAACCAAUGAUAGUCAACAGUCAUCGCAAAGUCAAACUUCACUCAGCUUACCACCACCGACUUCUGCUGCUAUGGUCAGAACUAACACAACUUUAACCGAAGAUACUUUGGCCCCUAGUGCAACUAAUGGUACAUUAUUACCAGCACCAAGCUACGAGGAACACAGUGUGGUUUUAAAUAACAAUCACAAAGUGAAUAAUGUGCCACCAGCCACAGGCAACAAGGAAAACACUAAACCCGUUGAAUACAUUUUACGAAGACCACGUAAUUGCACAUUGCUACACACCUACAAACAGACUUGGAAAUCCGCAAAUAAUCAUUUCCAACGGCAUUCAGACGUAAAGCCACGUGAAGAAAGACGUCCAACUGUUAUUGAUUUGGCAAAUCAGACAAAUGUCCAGGGUAAAAUAAACGGUUGGAAAAUUCAUCAUUUGCGUUCGCAAAUGGAAGAUUUGUGCGAGAAUGAGUCGAACGGAUAUGACAAACUUGCUGAAAUGUUGCAACAGAUGGAGACGCACGAGACAAGUCCAGAAUUGGAACGCAUCAACGAGCUACUAAAAGGAAACAUGCAACGUAGCAAAAUUAUUAUUGACGGCUUAACUGACGCCCAAAGUCAGAUAAUGAAGAUAUUUGAACACAAGUCUCAUGUCUCCGACAUUAUCAAUCGUUGUGCAUCGAAACGUAACUUUAAGAAGCGCGAAAAAGUUUAGACUUCAUUCUCAUUUAUACCAUUUCUUUCUAAUAAAUUAUUUUUAAUUUUAAAUAAAAUAUUGACUGCUACUGAAUACGGUAAAAAGUUAAUUUAGAUUUUAUUUUUUUCUAUGAACACCCGAAACG